This is a messenger RNA of Opisthorchis viverrini, 990 nucleotides long. RefSeq lists its product as hypothetical. Lineage: Eukaryota; Metazoa; Platyhelminthes; Trematoda; Opisthorchiida; Opisthorchiidae. The transcript has 7 exons. The record is from RefSeq and is a predicted model, not a curated record. The coding region runs from base 1 to 990 and encodes 329 amino acids.
AUGCGUCAUCUGCGGUCUUUGACAGAAAUUCAGAGCGCAACCGAAUGUGCUGCACCAGGCCGCCUCAUACUUCAGUCAAUAGGAUAUUCAAGAUAUCGCGAUACAUAUAAAUUUUUGUACUUUACUACUCAAAAGUUGCUGAAAACUCCUCGACAGCCCACGACCGGUUUCGCCUUUCACCUGGAAACAUCAGAACCGAGAGAUUCGGCUGGGUUCCAGCAGAAUUGUCGUCCGUUCAAAUACCUUGUUGAACGGGAUCUCGGGGCGUAUGCACACACGGGCUUGGAAGUGUCUACUACCUUUAACUGCCAACUGUUUGGACAGUGCAAUAGUGGUCCCGCGAAGUCACCUGUACUCCGAGCUCUGGCAGACACACCGUCUUCUCCAAUUCCGUCUAAUUUGACCGAAUUUCAAACCCUUGCAUUGGCCAACAUCCACCCCUCUUCAGAGGAGAAUGAUAUUUGCGUGGGUCAACUUACAGGACUAUCCACCAGCAGACAUCACGCGUCUUCAUUUGAUGAUUUAAAGCAAAUCCGUGUUGAGUCGCUUAUCAAUCCUCACGCGAAAGAAUCUAGAAAAGGACAUAUUCUUGUCCGCAGAGUAAAAUGUUUCAAAUUAGCAAAUGCGAUCCGAGCCUUGGAGAUCAGUGCAUUCACCUCAUCUGUCACACUAAAAUCAGAACGAAUACGUAUUCCAAGAUGCGCAAAAUGCUCCAAGACUUCCAGUACCUCCCCCUGGAUUGUAAGUGCCGUGCUCAGUGGUCGCAUGUCCGCAAGCACGAUCCUACACUUUGUGGGUACAAAAAUGCCCACCAAUGGACGGUAUAACUUUGGUCAAUUCAUUCAAAAACACAUCAGCCUUCUCCUCUUCGAGGAUGAGAACGAUGUCGUCCGUAUCGAAAAGGUUUUCGUCACAGGCUAUUUGAACACAGGGGUUUUGGAAAUCUUUCAGUAUUCAUCACAUGAACCUAUCGAUCACCAAAUUAAAUAG